Melampsora larici-populina 98AG31 is the source of this 1407-nucleotide messenger RNA. RefSeq lists its product as uncharacterized. The transcript is spliced from 6 exons. Lineage: Eukaryota; Fungi; Basidiomycota; Pucciniomycetes; Pucciniales; Melampsoraceae. The record is from RefSeq and is a predicted model, not a curated record. Bases 1 to 1407 code for a protein of 468 amino acids.
AUGCAGCCAGUGUCGAUUACCAAGGCGGCGCCCGCCGCCCAAUUGGCUAGUCCAAGACUAAACGUAGGAUGGGGCCUCUCAGACGGCGAAGGAUCAGAGCGUCUUUGGUCUGCAUUGGAUACUCUAGUGUCUUCUGGAAGAUACUCAACCAGUCAACACCAAGCCGACGCAAUUGAUUUGCGAGCCAAACACUAUUGUACCAGCUUACGCCACAAUGCAACUGUCUCCCUCACUAAGAAGAGGAAAGAUGCAAUCAAGCGCCUGGAAGAAGCUGAGGCUGCCCUCCGUAACCUCCUUGAUGCGGAUCCUGCUGUUGGUGGAGAUUAUUUUGAGAACAAGUGGAAUGAUCAAAAGACCCGCCAACUCGAUGUGAUCAAUGAGACCACAAAAGAGAAGCGGGAGCGUCUCCUGAUCCUUAUUGGGCUAGCAGAGGAGCUUGUUGUAGCACAUGAUCGUCUCAAGGCAAUUCAAAACAAACGCCGGAGGGUUAGGACGCAGGCCGAUAACAACAACCUGAUGGCGUUACCUGGUUCGGUGGCAGACGUUGAGGAGCAGAUUGAAGCCAUUGCCGACGAGCUUGGAGGUGUCGAGUUCCGAAACCUCGCUGGAGCCGCACGUAAUCAGCGUGAUGCGCUUUUGGGUACCUCACUGGCCCUUGGCAAGUUGUAUGAAGCAAAGGUCGGCCUGACUGAAGCGCGGCUGCGACGUCAUCGCCACACUGGCGCCAGACAACAACAAUACAUGGCCAAGCAUUUAGGUGACAGGACUAGAGAUGUUCGUGUCAAGUACGCUACUUACCAGCGGCGUGUUGAAAAAUACCGCACUGAAUUUCCGGAAGCAGUGCAACCUGAUUUACCUGAUUUGGCCAAAGUGAUGGGAAUGGAUAUGGACAACCCUUUCUGGAAUAGAGGUGAAAUUACCCCCAAAGAUCGUGCAGCAGGGGAGAGGGACAGAUUGGGUAUUGAAAGCUUCUUAUCGCAAAGAAGUUCCCGAGAAGAUCUGCGCCGGAUUGCGAGAGAAGUCCGUCAGAUGACUGGAUGGGCAAAUGGGUAUUUUGAUUGUGUAGUUGGUCUGAAACACCGCGGCGACUUAGAGGGUUGUGGUUCCUUGAAAAACAGAUUGAUGUCCCUCUAUAACAUAGUGUCGAGGAAAGCAUGCAAACUAUGGAAGAAAUGGAGCAAAGACCUCAAACAGGCGCUUGUCGACACGCGCACGUGUUUACAAGGCACCGGCGAACAAGAUCAGGUCUUGAAAGAGAAAUUUGACAAGGUAAGUAAAUGGGCUGACAAAGAGUGGAAAACUAUGGCUGGUAAGCCAGUUAUCCAAGCAGAGGAACCAGAUGAGUAUGAAAAUGCGGAAGAGGAAGAGUAUGAAAGGUGGUAUGACAUGCAUGGGGAAAUGAUAUGA